AUGACAAGCCUAGUUGGUUACGUAAGAUCUUUUCUCCUGAGAUGUCAUCGUAUUCGUCUGUUUCAUGCCAAGACAUUAUUGGAGGAGAUCAAUGAUCCUGAAAUAGCCAGAACUUGUGGAAACAAAUGGUUCAAAAAAGAUCUUUACACUCAGGCUUUGAAAUUCUACGAUCGAGCAUUAGAGCUUGAUCCCAAAAACGCGGCGCACCAUAGCAAUCGAGGAGCUGCAUUGUCGAGACUGGGAAAGAUUUGGGAAGGUGUGAAAGAGUGUGAAAAAGCCAUAAAUUUGGAUCCAAAAUUUGCAUUAGCUCAUCAAAAUUUAGCCUUGAUGCUUCUUAGAUUAGGCCAGGUCGAUAAUGCGAGGAAGUGUUAUGUGAAGGAACGAUCAGAUGCCAAGUUUUUGGCCAUGAUUAAAGAAGUCGACACACACUGGGAAAAAUGCGCAUAUGCAAGAAGACGCGACGAAUGGAACGAUGUUUUACGUGAAGCAGGUGCGGCUAUGGUGUCUGGAGCUGAUUUGUCUCCUCAGCUAGCUAUGUGUAAAGUUGAAGCACUAGUGAAACUCCAACGGCUUAAUGAGGCUCAAAAGGAACUAGAACACGUCCCCGAAGUAGAGCCAUUCCCAGCUUCUUUCUCACAAACUCGAAUUUUCGAUAUGAUCAGUGAAGCGUACACAUAUUUUGUGAAAUCCCAUAUAUACUUUGCGCUAGAAAGGUUUGAUGAUGCAGCUAAAGCUAUAGCAAAAGCUUCAGAGUUUGAUCCACAGAACAUUGAAGUUAAAAUUUAUAAGAAAAUUGUUAAACUGAUUCAAAGGGCUUUGUCAAACAGCAAGCUGGAAAAAUGGGCUGAAGGAGUGAGGGAUUAUGAGUCGUUAAGUCAGGCACUACCUUAUGAUAAAUACAUUGCUAAAUCUUUGUUUCAGGCUCAAGUUGCAUUGAGGUUUUCUCACGAUGAUUCCUUGACUUGA
Molecule: messenger RNA, 966 nt
Organism: Arabis nemorensis
Lineage: Eukaryota; Viridiplantae; Streptophyta; Magnoliopsida; Brassicales; Brassicaceae
Source: the annotation of a GenBank genome assembly